GGAUGCUGGGGUAUAUCUGGCAGUGUUUCUAUUCCUCAUGUCUGCGCUUCUGGUUGAAAUGGUUCCUCCGGCUGGUCACAGGAAGAUGCGAGCUGCAGCGUAUUUGUGCCCGCUGCAAAGCUGGAGCGCUGAGGACAGCACAGAUAGAGUAUUCCCUGAAGUCCUCUAAAAGCAAGGUAUUGCGAGCAGCUUUAUCUUUGAAGGAGAAUGGUUUGGAUGAGCAUCUGGCUCAAAUAAUCCAAGAGAAGAGAAUCAAGGAGCAGAAAGAUCCUACGUGAGGCUCUCUUAAGAUUGCAUUAACUUCAUUCAGUUGGGAAAAUAAACAUUUUGCAACCUUUUUCUGCAACAGUGACACAUUCACAACGAGUCACAUGAUUUGAUCCGGGGU
This is a messenger RNA of Sinocyclocheilus rhinocerous, 388 nucleotides long. RefSeq names its product ELMO domain-containing protein 2-like. Lineage: Eukaryota; Metazoa; Chordata; Actinopteri; Cypriniformes; Cyprinidae. The record is from RefSeq and is a predicted model, not a curated record. The coding region runs from base 3 to 278 and encodes 91 amino acids. The transcript is spliced from 3 exons.